Messenger RNA from Dentiscutata erythropus, 231 nucleotides. NCBI's taxonomy places the organism in Eukaryota, Fungi, Glomeromycota, Glomeromycetes, Diversisporales, Gigasporaceae. The record is from the annotation of a GenBank genome assembly.
AUGAGUAGUCUUCAAAAUAAUUUACUAAAAGGACUUAUAGAUGAAGAUAUUAAUACUUAUACUAUGGAUGAACUAAUAGAUUAUUUAAUAGAUAAUGAUAUUGUAUUUGAUAAUGAGAAAGAAUUAGACAAAGAUAAGAAAUCAAAGCAAAUAAAAUUCUCAGCUAAUAUUACUGAAUUGGUUAAACGUAUUAAAAUUGUAAUGUCUAAACUCUUUAAAAAGUAUUACAAA